Messenger RNA from Sitodiplosis mosellana (orange wheat blossom midge), 2039 nucleotides. Its product is annotated as palmitoyltransferase ZDHHC3. Gene Ontology annotation, molecular function: protein-cysteine S-palmitoyltransferase activity. Gene Ontology annotation, cellular component: endoplasmic reticulum; Golgi apparatus. The coding region runs from base 488 to 1345 and encodes 285 amino acids. Gene Ontology annotation, biological process: protein targeting to membrane; peptidyl-L-cysteine S-palmitoylation. Lineage: Eukaryota; Metazoa; Arthropoda; Insecta; Diptera; Cecidomyiidae. The record is from RefSeq and is a predicted model, not a curated record. The transcript is spliced from 8 exons.
GCGCUGUCAAACUGUCAAACCAACACCAAUUUUAUGGAUUUGCAAUUUUAUGAACAUUACUCGACUCGUACUGUUCAUUUCUUUCCUGCAUACUUUUUCCCACUUUCUUUGAUCGAAAAUCAAAUUGCAAGACGUAAGAGAUCUUUGUUUUCCAAUUUGUUUGUGCAUUUGUUGUGAGUCGCUGAGAACUUGAUGAAUGAAAUACCGUUCUUUGUAUACAUGGUACGAAUGAAAUUGAAACGUUGAAGCUUAAUACAAAGAUCGCAACCUAUACCACCAUUAAGACUGAAGUGAUGAUUUGAAAACGUGUGCGAUAUUUUGACGGCAAUAAACUGUAAACAUUUGAUAAUUGUUUUGAAAAGGCGCUGUAAUAAUCUAUACUUUUGCGGUGCAUAUAAAUACAAUUUAGUGCGAAAAAAGGCGUUAAACUAUGAAAUAGCCAAGGUGGUUUGUUGAUGUUUAGAUAGAAAUCAAUUGUAUUUGUGAUAUGGAUUAUGAGUAUAAACUCUUCUAUGGUAAAGAUAUGCAUAACCGAUGCUGUGGCGGGCGAGCUUGGUGUGUUCAGGAUAUAUGUGGCAUAAUAUGUGCGGUAAUGACUUGGCUGCUGAUUCUGUAUGCCGAGUUUGUGGUGAUGGUUGUCAUAAUAUUGCCCAGUCCAUAUCCUGUCUACAGCACCAUUAAUAUGAUUAUUUUCAAUAUGUUGGCAUUUUUAGCGUAUGCAUCGCAUAUUCGAACCAUGUUUUCAGAUCCAGGUGCGGUGCCAAAAGGUAAUGCCACUAAAGAAAUGAUUCAACAAUUAGGUUUUAAAGAAGGACAAGUGUUCUUCAAAUGUCCAAAGUGCUGCAGCAUCAAACCAGAGCGAGCUCAUCAUUGUUCGGUCUGCCAAAGAUGCAUCCGAAAAAUGGACCAUCACUGUCCCUGGGUGAAUAACUGCGUUGGUGAAAAUAACCAGAAGUAUUUCGUUCUUUUUACGUUUUAUAUCGCCAUGAUAUCGGGUCAUGCAAUGUUUCUAGCUGUUAAUCAAUUUGCGUUGUGUAUCAAGAAUGAAUGGAAGCAGUGCUCAUUCUUUUCGCCGCCAGCUACCGUCAUUCUAUUACUAUUUUUGACAUUCGAAGCAUUAUUAUUUGCUGUAUUUACACUAAUAAUGCUUGGAACACAAAUCAACGCCAUUUGGAAUGAUGAGACGGGUAUCGAGCAGUUAAAAAAAGAGGAAGCCAGCUGGGUGAAGAAAUCACGUUGGAAGAGCAUCCAAUCAGUUUUUGGGCGAUUUUCGAUAGCAUGGUUUUCACCAUUCACAAAACCAACAAUUAAAUCCAAAAUCGACCGCAAUUUUUAUUCCGUGUAAACAUUGAUAUGCCCAUUGAUAGUGAUAACGUGCGAACAAAGCCGAUGGAUCCAAGCAAAAAUUCGAUUGAAUUUCAUGUACAAAUUCAGAACAAUUUUUAUAUCGCAAUAUCAUUUGCUACUCAUUUAAAUGCCUUUAAAUUAGCUGCUUGGUAAACUCAUUCACUAGGUGGCGGCACCAAGCAAUUUUUUCGACAUAAUGUAUGAAUGUUAAGUAGUUCUCUCUUGAUGGAAGUUUUAUUAUGUAUUAUUUAGCCUAUUUCUAUGUUUUAAUGAGCCAUAGUUGGAAAAGCAUUGGAAUGAAAUUCCGAUUAAUGAAUAGAAUAGUUACAAUGACUUAAAAGCACUAGCAAUAAAUUCCAGAGACUGCAAAUUGCCUGCUAUAGAGUGCUGUCCUAUACAAUGAAUUCCCUCACUCAGGCAGACGUUUUGCAACGAUCUGCUAAAUUCCUAUUGAGUUCUGUGACUAUUAGUUAACCACUCAAACAUUCAAAUGGAUAAUUAUUUUGAACAAAUUGGAAAGAGUCAAAAUCGGAUAAGAAUUUUUUUCCUAUAUUUUUCAUCCCUUUAAAAUGUGUCCGCUUCCAGUUAUUUUUGUUUUGUUGAAUUCAUGAACAUAAACAAUGUUGCUCUUAAGCGUGAUAGUUAACCUCAUUGAAAAUAUCUUUUAAAUAAAUGCAAACAAUCAAAAACAA